GAAGGCUGAACGACUGAAAUCAACAAGUUCAAAUUAACGUACACUUUUUUAUAUAUUUCUCCGAGUUUUCGAUAUUAUUUUGGGACGAUGAACGUGAACUGGAACUCAGUCAACGAUUGCGCCCACUUCAAUUUCUGGCGCGACUUUCGUGAAGUCUUUGCCGGGGAAGGCAUUGGGCUAUUGAAACUGGUGAACAGUGCCGCAGAUGCCUGGCAGGGUCUAACGCCCAACCAGAAGAAACAGUUCGAGAAGAAAGAGUACGUGGCAGAGCGUGAAGCUGAGUUGAAGCGUGUGAGGAGCGGUGAGUCUGUGUCUGCGGUGUUGGAGCAGAGGAGGAACGCUUUCCGCCAGCUGGCCCUGAGCGGACAGGCCAAGUACGAGGCAGAGUUCAAGAAGGUCAACCUGAAAUGGGACAAGACAGAGUUUGGGGCAGACGGGGCCCAAUGCAAGGGGCACGAUGCGCCGCUGUUCAAUUUUAGAUCCUGUUUUAGCGGCGUCUUCAAACUGUUCUUUGGCAAGUGUCGGCCAAAUCCAAAUGGGCCGCAAUAA
Drosophila subobscura is the source of this 549-nucleotide messenger RNA. RefSeq lists its product as uncharacterized. The transcript has 2 exons. The record is from RefSeq and is a predicted model, not a curated record. The coding region runs from base 88 to 549 and encodes 153 amino acids. NCBI's taxonomy places the organism in Eukaryota, Metazoa, Arthropoda, Insecta, Diptera, Drosophilidae.